AUGCCUUCCGCAAUUGUCACUGGUGCGACAGGUAUUCUCGGACAAGAAAUCUUCAAGGAGCUUUCGAAAUGUGGCGAUAGAUGGGACCAGAUCUAUGCCCUAUCACGUCCAGCUGACUACGUCUUCUUCGCUGCUUAUAUGCAGAAGGAUGACGAAGUGGAAGCGACAAGAGUCAAUGGCGACAUGCUGGCAGCAUUUUGCAAGGCUCUCGAGAUCAAUGGCUGUGCCACCAAGAUCAAGCGAUUUAUCCUAGUUACUGGGGCCAAAAACUACGGAGUCCAUCUCGGUUGUGUCAAGAUUCCCAUGGAAGAAACUGAUCCCUGGCUUCCAGAACCACUGUUCCUUCCCAACUUUGACUACCGCCAGCAGCGCAUCCUGCAGGACUUUGCUCGGCGGAACAGCGUCGAGUGGGUGGUAACCUAUUCUGGUGAAGUCUUCGGUUUUGCCAAGGGCAACUUCAUGAACUUGGCCAUCGCGAUUGGUAUAUAUGCUGCUGUCUCCAAGGAGCUUGGCAACGAGCUCGUUUUUCCAGGAGCUGAGGAGUUCUACUCCAACGUCACCAUGUUCACUGAUGCCGGACUCCAUGCUCAGUUCUGCAACUGGGCAGCUCUUGAGCCCAAAGCCGCGAACCAGGCGUUCAACACCGUCAACGGCGAUGCCGAGUCAUGGAUGAACCUCUGGCCCAAGGUCGCUCGAGACUUUGGAUUGUCCGUCCCAGCCGAUCAGUUCUCCAGGCCCGCGCCGUUGGCUUCAGAGAAAGCCUUGCAAGCCCAGCCUCCUCUCUCAGUUGCAGCCAAAACUGCUGGGCUGGAGGGUACAUGUAAUUUGCCGCAAAGUUACAUCCGCCAAAGAAUUGACCUGGUCUGGAAGGCCAUGGCUGAGAAGCAUGGUCUGGAUGCCAGUGCUCUUGAAAAGGCUUCCUGGGCAUUCGCGGGCUUUGCGUGGGGAAGAGAUUAUAAUGUCGUACAGAGCAUGAGCAGGGCGCGCAAGCUCGGAUGGACUGAUUACAAGGAUAGUUGGGACAACUUGAAGGGGGUUUUGGAUGGGUUGAGAGAGGCAAAGGUGAUUCCCUCUGCCUAA
Molecule: messenger RNA, 1080 nt
Organism: Colletotrichum phormii
Lineage: Eukaryota; Fungi; Ascomycota; Sordariomycetes; Glomerellales; Glomerellaceae
Exons: 6
Coding region: 1-1080 (359 amino acids)
Source: RefSeq, a predicted model, not a curated record